This is a messenger RNA of Clarias gariepinus (North African catfish), 1887 nucleotides long. RefSeq lists its product as uncharacterized. The record is from RefSeq and is a predicted model, not a curated record. The coding region runs from base 1 to 1887 and encodes 628 amino acids. Lineage: Eukaryota; Metazoa; Chordata; Actinopteri; Siluriformes; Clariidae. The transcript has a single exon.
AUGUCUCGAUCAUCCAGCCCUGAGGCCCACUGGGAUCGUCUAGAGGUCUGGAUGAAUGCCUUGACUAGUAACCUUCUCCCUGAACCCACCGGGGACCUGCAGAACCUGAGCCGAGAACAGCUCGAUGACAACCUGAGUGCAUUGAUGGCCCGCGAUCCGACACAGGACUACAGCCACAAAGAGCUGGCCAAGAUCAUCGGGUCGCUGGCUCAUAAUCUCCUCGGCCACGCAAAGCUGAGUGAAGCAACGAUCCACCACAAGGAACAGGAGGCUGCAGUGCUAAAGCUCCAAGCUGGGGAAGCUCAGAAGAACUUGGUGCUCUGUCAAAGGCAACUGGAGCAACUAAAGUCGGAGACUCAGGACAGGACAGCGGACGAGAAGGAACCAGAGCUACAGGAAGAAUUGGAGAGACUACAAAACGCCUUGACUGAUCUCCGCGCCGAUACAGCACACAGAGAAAAGCAGGAAAAGGAUGCCAGAGAGAAGCUGAGCGAAAAACUUGAGCAGGCUGAGGCACUCCUGAUGAGAGCAGAGACAGAACUAAAGGAAAGAGAAGCCAGGGCCAGGGCCUAUGAAGGCCACCUGCGAAGUACCCGAACUGAGGUCUGUACUCUGGCCCAACAAAGAGACUAUUUGAAAGAAGAACUUGACACAGUUCACAAAGAGCUUAAACACGCAUAUAGACUGCAAGGGGAUCCUGAAAGAGAGAUGCACACCACCGAGUUUCCCUUAACCAGUGGACUAGUACCCCCUAGUCAAAAUAUACUGAUUGGAAAGGGGAGUGAGAGCCCAGUGCUCAAGACAUCAGCUGCCAGCAUCCCAGAACCCCUGGCAGCAGGAAGGGGGUUGGAACCCUUCCAAAGAUUAUCCUCUGAUCAUGGCGUGUCAACCAAGGAAUUGGAUAAGCUAGCUAGAAACAUUCCCGUCUUUACUCCCAACCCUGCAGGAGGCCAUGACAUCCACUCAUACCUCAACGACGUGGACUUCCACCUGCAAACGGUGACUAAUGCUACCACACGAGACAGACUUUAUCUGCUCAGAAUCACUGCUAGCCGUGAGGUGCGCAGUUUUCUAGACCGGCAGACAGAGACAGUUAAAAGGGAUUACCAGCAACUGCAGCAAGCCUUAAUCAGGGAGUUCUCUGACCCAGAGUCAGAGCAGGGACUGAUCACGGCCAUGGACCUUAAACAGGGCAGACAGGAAACCACGCAAGCGUAUUACAACAGACUCCGACAGGCCUACUUCGGAGCACGAAACGAGCCGGGAAUGGAGGACGAUAUUAAUUUUAGGUCCCUGUUCCUCCGGAACCUGCACCCCACAGUGAGUCACCAUCUGGGGGUUUUGGCAUGCCCACGGACUAUGUCCACCCAACAACUGAGAGAGUUAGCCCACAAGGCCUAUGCAAAACAAAGAGCUGCUUCUGAAAAGACAGGGAAAACCCCCACCAUCUAUCCUGUGUCUAAUCAGAGUGUAGAGCUCGCUCUAGAGGGAGCCGAGCAAAGCCCCAAUGACAACAGAAUGGCCGGACCCUUCCCAGCCAACGGGGGGCAGCGCGGACAUGGUGAUGCACCGCCCAAGCACCAAACGGGGCACUCCGAAAGACCCUGGGACAGGUCGCAAACACCUCCCAACCCACAGGGUGCCGCCACAUGGGAAGGAAAGAGGCGGCCUAAAAGGAACCGGUUUUCAGCAAAACAAGCGCCCAACUCCGGCAACCAGCAGCAGAACCCCUCUCAACAUGCUCGGGACCAAUCCAGAUUUAAACCAUCGACAGACCCGAACCGGGAAGCCACAUUCGAGUCAGCAGAGAUUAUGAAAGUUUUAAAGGAACUCCUCCAGAAAAAGCACCACAAGAGAGACAAAAAGGAUGAAUCAGACCAGUUAUGA